Scleropages formosus (Asian bonytongue) is the source of this 4828-nucleotide messenger RNA. It is a transcript of the gene scaf8, whose product is annotated as SR-related CTD-associated factor 8. The transcript has 20 exons. Gene Ontology annotation, cellular component: nucleus. Gene Ontology annotation, molecular function: RNA binding. The record is from RefSeq and is a predicted model, not a curated record. Lineage: Eukaryota; Metazoa; Chordata; Actinopteri; Osteoglossiformes; Osteoglossidae. The coding region runs from base 163 to 4041 and encodes 1292 amino acids.
ACCUGCAGCCUUUGAGAUCCAAAGCCAGCAGCUCUAAACCUCUAUGCUACGGGCUGCCAGUUUAAAUUUUGGAUAUAGGCUGAAUUAUAUUGUGCGUGGGGGUGAAAUUAAAAUUCAGCUCUCCCCUACCAGCCAUUGCACCCUUUUUCGAGAAGUUGCACCAUGCGGCCACAAGAGGUCGCCGCUACAUUGAGACAAUGCGGCUGCAGUACCGCGCUCGAUCACACGGGGCCGCCUGUUCGCUAUGCUGCUUCGCGCUGUUCGGCCGCCAUGUUGGCUUCAGUCAGCGAACCGAGGGCGUGCAGAGAAGCGAGCUGCGAGCACUCAGCGCCGACGUCCCCGACCAGCAUCACCAUGGAGGCCGUGAAAGCUUUCAAUGGCGAGUUAUACUCUUUGAAUGAGUACAAGCCCCCAAUAUCCAAAGCAAAGAUGACCCAGAUAACAAAGUCUGCAAUAAAAGCUAUAAAGUUCUACAAGCAUGUCGUGCAGAGUGUAGAGAAAUUCAUUCAAAAAUGCAAACCAGAGUAUAAGGUCCCAGGGCUAUAUGUCAUUGACUCCAUCGUACGGCAAUCACGGCACCAGUUUGGUCAGGAGAAGGACGUUUUUGCACCACGCUUCAGCAAGAACAUCAUCAGCACGUUCCAGAACCUCUACCGCUGCCCUCCAGAUGACAAGAGUAAGAUUGUAAGGGUGCUCAAUCUAUGGCAGAAAAACAACGUUUUCAAGAGUGACAUCAUCCAGCCCCUGCUGGACAUGGCAGUGGGGCUUCCUCCCCCAAGUGUUACACCAGUCACAGGAAGCAGCGCAGCACCCGUCAACAGUACUACUCCCGGCACCCCAGCCACACCUGCUACACCAGCCAACAUCGUACAGAACCUCCCUGACUGGGCUUCACAGAUCUCCAACACAGACACCGUGGCUGCAGUGGCUCAGAUACUGCAGUCCCCACAGGGCCAGCAGUUGCAACAGCUGGUGCAGAGCCUGCAAUUGCAGCAGCAGAAGCCACAACCCUCCCUACUGCAGGCUCUGGAUGCUGGCCUCGUGGUCCAGCUUCAGGCCCUCACCGCCCAGCUCACAGCUGCUGCUGCUGCCAACACCUUUAACCCACUGGAGCAGAGGGUGUCCUCUUUCAACAAGAAACUUCUGGGUCAGUUUGAUUUUGGGAAUGAUUCUGAACGCUCUGAGGAGUCCAAAAAGGAUACAUCAUCUCAGCUGCCCAUGGUCUCAGAGUCCAUCAACAGCUCCCUGUUUCAUCAGCUGGCUGAGCAGCUGCAGCAGCAGAACCUGGAGCAGUUCCAGAAACAGCUCCUUGAGCAACAGCAGCAGCAGCAGCAACAGCAGCAGCAGCAACAGCAAAAGGUUCCAGUUGCUACUCACACACAUCUGUCAAAAUCCAGUCCCCAGAAUGACCUGUGUUGUUUCCAAAGGGUUAAUUAUGAAUCAACAAUGUCCAUGGAAGGCCAGGAGACCUUGUUUGGCUCUGAAAAUUCAGCCACCCCAACGCAGUGCAGUAGUCAACAACAGCUGCAAGAGACUGAAGUGAAAAUGGAUGACUCUAUUGACAACCAGCAGCAGGAUAUGGACAUCGAUGAGGGCCAAGACACACUGGAUGGGGAGAUCUUUGAGUCUGAGGAGAAGGCAGUGAGCACACGGUCAAGGACACGGUCCAGAUCCCGAUCCAGGUCUCCCAGAAAGCGGAGGUCAAGGUCACGGUCAGGCUCUCGGAAGCGUAAGCACCGGAAGCGGUCGCGCUCACGCUCCAGGGAGCGCAAGAGGAAGUCGUCACGGUCAUACUCUAGUGAGAGGCGUGCCCGGGAACGUGAAAAGGAGCGUCAGAAAAAAGGGCUGCCACCUAUACGCUCCAAGACACUCAGUGUGUGCAGUACAACUUUGUGGGUGGGGCAGGUGGAUAAGAAGGCCACUCAGCAGGAUCUCACCAACUUGUUUGAGGAGUUUGGGCAGAUCGAAUCCAUCAACAUGAUCCCACCAAGAGGUUGUGCAUACAUUUGUAUGGUCCACAGACAGGAUGCCUUCCGUGCCCGUCAAAAGCUUAGCACUGGCUCCUACAAGAUUGGCUCCAAAGUGAUCAAGAUCGCCUGGGCUUUGAAUAAGGGAGUGAAACAGGAAUACAAACAGUUCUGGGAUGUAGACCUCGGAGUGACUUAUAUCCCCUGGGAGAAGGUUAAGCUAGAUGAUCUAGAACGUUUUGCGGAGGGGGGCAUGAUCGACCAGGAGACUGUCAACAGUGAGUGGGAGGCGUCAAGGAAUUCAGAGCCUGCCAAGGAGCCCCCGAGUCAACCUGCAGCCAGCUCAGAGCCCAGCACUUCCAGCAGCACCCCACAGACUGAGGCCUUCACUCAGCCUGUAACCAUGAUGCCUGUGCAGAUUCCCGUUGCACAGGGUGUGCCGGCUGUGAGUCUGGUACCUCCUUCAUUCCCUGUCACCAUGACAAUGCCCCCCCCAGGAUUUGGCCCCCCUCCUCCUUUCUUGAGAGCAGGCUUUAAUGCCUCCCAGCCUCCCCCAGGUUUUAUGCCACCACCUGUUGUUCCUCAGACAUCGGUGGGGCCUGGGAUUCCUUCAGUACCAACAUCUCUGGUCCAGCCCUCCAUAUCUGCAGCUCAGGAGAACUCUAAGGACUCCCCAUUUGGAGCCAUGGUCCCCCCAGUGAGCAACAUUCCUGGGACCUUCAUCCCUCCAGCUGUGCCUGGGACAGGGGUUUUCAGUCCGGUAACUGUGCCACCCCAGCCAGCACCUAGCGAGAAGGCCACACCCACACCAACGGCAGACAGCAUGGACACCAGUCCAGACAUAACCCUGCAAGGGAUGCAGAAUGCAGUCCGAAGCGGAAUGGGCCUACUUGGUAUGCACCCAUCUGCAUCCCUCAGCCAUCCCAUGCACCAGUCAGGCCUAACCAGCCAGAGGAUGCCCGGGCUUCUGCCUCUCGACCUCCGCCCAGGACUGCUCCAAGCAGCUGGGGCCAGAUUCUCCCUUCUCAUGCAACAUGGAGUAGUCCCCCAGGCCAGCAGUAUAGACCCCACUGCACAGACCCCAGCUCGUGCCCCCUUUGCCCAGGCUGACCCCUUCACUCGGGCCGAAGGGGCUUUUGGGAGACCCCCUGGCCAGCCUGGAGAUAUCCUAUCAAAGCCAGAGGAGCCCCCAGUUGGUGCAGAGCGUGCCCAACAAGAGGGGGACCAGGACUACCGCUUUCCUCCCCCAGAGAAACAGGCAGCAGCCCCACCUAGGGAGCCUAGGGAAAGUGCAGGCAGACCCCCACUGCUAGAAGCCCGGGAGGCGAUUCGACGCCCACAGGCAGAGGGCAGGAGGGAUCCCCUUAGUGGUUUCAGGCCUGAGAGUCGCUGGGGCCCCCCUAGGGGGGACUUCGAUGAGCGAGAUCUGCGGGGAGCUGCUGUAGGGGGCCCCAAAGGUUUUCAGGAUGAUCGGCCAGGCACUGGUGCAAACUUCCCAAACCGGUUUGAGAAUCGGGGAACUGGCUGGAGCCGUGGAGGACCCCCUUUCGAACCUGAUGCACAUCAGGACUUGGAUGACCGCCGACGGCCCUGGGAAAGACAACGGGACCGUGAUGACAGGGACUUUGACUUCCGCAGAGAUGUGAAUGGGAGCCGCCUCAGUCGUGAACGAGACAGGGAAAGGGAGCAUGACCGUGACCGCGACCGUGGCCGUGAGAGAACCCGAGAUCGCGAGCGGGACCGAGAUCGCGAGCGGGACAGGGAGAGGGACCGGGGCCGUGACGCCUGGGUGACCCCCGCAUCCCAGCCUCCGCCACCAGCCAACCCAGAAACCGGCAGCGGGCUGGACCAGGGCAAAGCUCAGUGGCUGAACGGUGGGAAGACUGACGCAGCAAUGCUGCCAAAAUACACCUCUGAACCCACAGCACCCCCUGUCCCGGAGACUGCCCAAAGCCAGCCGGACCCCACUGAACAACAGGCCCCCGCCAAGGAAGCAAACAGUGAGCUGGGAGAGCCGAAGGAUGAAGCUGAGAAACAGCCAGUGGUAGAGAAAACAGAGACUGAGGGGACAUAAUCAUCACUCAGUAGGUAAAGAACCAUUUUGUAAAGUUGUCAUCUCUGUACUGGUUUUAAAUGGCUGACUGGACCUGUUGAAUAUUCCACUCGCUGUCUGACACAGAUGCUUAAUGACUCUUAUUCGUCUCUCACUUAACGGUGUGCAACUUUUGACUUCUAUAUAGAUGGCUUACUAGAGGAUCCAGUGGUAGGUAAUUUUUAUUUUUCUUAUUUUUUUUUUUUUUUUUAGAUCUUAAUGAAAGUCACCCCCACCCUUGCCCACCCGAGGUUUUAAUUAGAGGAAUUUUCAUGACGUGCUUGCCAAAACGUUUUUAACUGUAUGGACAUGAGAGCUGUGGCCUUCCUAUGGAAGAGUAUGAUGAUCCUGUGCUGUUUCCGAUGGAUUGACUACCGAUUUUACAGAAUACUUGAAAACAGCAGUUGCUGGGCCUGUUCUGUCUUGUCUUUGAACUACUGCUGCUGCUGCAAAAAUUUUAAAUGCCUUCGUGGUGUUUUAUGCUUUUUGUCUUUUUAAGCGUAAUAUAAGUACCGCAAGUUCAUUGAGAACAGUACGAAUUUCCGUUUUUCUUUCUGAAAAGACGGUUCAAAAAGUUUCAAAAUUAAAAAAUGUUCUGUAUUAUCCCCAAAAUAAAUGUCUGUGAUUUGUUCAUCAUAUUGCAGUGACUGAAACAACAAAACAAGUACAAUGAAUGUUGGGUGCAUCCUGUUUUUAGUUGCUAAUAAACAUUUUGUUUGUUACAAGUGCUCUAGGAUUUUAUUUCCCCAACCGCAGCUGAAAAAUGUAA